Messenger RNA from Microplitis mediator, 2525 nucleotides. Its product is annotated as ethanolaminephosphotransferase 1-like. The record is from RefSeq and is a predicted model, not a curated record. The transcript is spliced from 3 exons. Gene Ontology annotation, cellular component: endoplasmic reticulum membrane; Golgi apparatus. Gene Ontology annotation, molecular function: ethanolaminephosphotransferase activity. Gene Ontology annotation, biological process: phosphatidylethanolamine biosynthetic process. NCBI's taxonomy places the organism in Eukaryota, Metazoa, Arthropoda, Insecta, Hymenoptera, Braconidae. Bases 333 to 1505 code for a protein of 390 amino acids.
GCGAAAGCUCUACUAGUAUCGAGGAAAAAUUAUUAAAUUCGCGACUCCGCGAUUUCCAACGCGAUGAGCUCACAAUCACUCACUGAGGCAACGUAGAGUAGUAGUUUAAUUUGUUUUUUUUACGUUGUGUACUUAGUAAAAUAAAGUUUAAGCAUCAGCCAUCACCAUCAACAACAGCAACAAAAAUCGUAUAAAUAGAUACAUAUCCAAACAACCAAUCACUCGAUGUAAAUUUAAUAUUUAUUGAAUGUAGCUGGUAGUCUAAUCGUCAAUUAAAAACGUGUAGUUAGUCUAUUUAUUUAUUAACAAAGUAUCUAUUAAAACUCACAACAAUGACGAGAUUAAUUCCCCAAGUUAAUUAUCUGACUCAAGAACAUCUCACUGGGUUUGAAAAUUACAAGUACAGUUGCUUGGAUACGAGUCCUCUGAGUAUUUAUGUUAUGCACCCAUUUUGGAACAAGGUUGUUACUUUCUGUCCAAAAUGGGUCGCGCCAAAUUUGUUAACCUUCUCAGGUUUCCUGUUCACAGUCUUAAACUUUCUGAUGUUUGCAUACUAUGAUUACUAUUACUACGCAUCGAGUGAUGAUCACCCAGAGUACCCACCGAUACCGCGACUGGUAUUCGCGCUGGCUGCAUUCAAUAUAUUUAUGGCAUACACACUUGACGGAAUCGACGGUAAACAGGCGCGACGAACACAAACAUCAGGACCACUCGGCGAGCUAUUCGACCACGGGCUCGACAGCUGGACAGCGAUGCUGAUAACAGUCUGUAUAUACUCAGUGUUCGGUCGCAGUGACCACAGCAUCCCGCCUUUGAGAAUGUACUUCAUCUUAUGGAACGUCAUGAUAAAUUUCUACUUGAGUCAUUGGGAGAAAUACAACACCGGCGUACUAUUUUUGCCCUGGGGCUACGACGCGUCCAUGCUGGCCACAAUUCUAGUGUUUAUCGGCACCAGUAUAUUCGGCCACGAGUUCUGGAAGUUUGAAUUACCCGGGGGUUUUAAUGCCGGCUUACUAUUCGAGGUAAUACUUUACGUGAGCGCGAUGGUGUCAAACGUACCAGUCGUCGUGUGGAAUAUCAUCAAGUCGUACCGAGACAAAACCGGUAAAAAUCGGAGCUUCAUCGAAGCCAUGAGACCGCUAGUGCCUCUUAUAUUACUUUUCAGCAUCGCGACUUACUGGGUGACGCACUCCUCCAUAGACAUUAUGGAGAAAGAUCCGCGCAUUAUUUACUUUGCCACAGGGACAAUAUUUUCAAAUAUCUGCUGUCGGUUGAUCGUGUCCCAGAUGAGCAAUACCAGGUGCGAAAUACUUCCCUGGAUAUUACUUCCGCUAGCCAGCGCGGCUGUAUUUUCUUAUUUAAUACCCAGUUAUGAUUUAGAGAUAAUGUAUUUGACGGCAAUAGCUGCUCUUGCGGCUCACGUACAUUACGGGUCUUGCGUGGUGAGACAGAUGUGCCACCACUUCCGUAUAAAUCCAUUCCGCAUUCGCGAGCAUUCGGAAUGACUACUUGCCGACGAUGCAUGCUAGAAAUGAAGAAUUACACACUUUUACAAUGGAUCUUUUAGGUCGGGGAUAGAUCUGACACACGUUUAUCAUUUCCACUUAUUUUACAUGAAUUUACAAUAAUUGUAAAUCAUUCAAAAUCACAAAAUUUAUAAUCCAAUUGUCUUUCUUCAUUAUUAAAAUUUUUUUAAAAUCAUCAAAUAAAUUUAUUCUGUUCGGUUUUGGUUCGUGUGUAGAUUUAUUUAUGUGUCUUCAUUUUUAUCGUGUAUCGUCUCUCGGACGUUACUAUUAUUACUAUUAUUUAUAGUUAUUAAUUAAUUUUAAUAAAUUUGUGGUCACUUGUGCCAUUGAACAAUCAUACAUUACAAUCUAUUGUUAUUAAUUAUAAUUAUUUAAUUAUAGAAUUAUAAUUUUGAUAAUUCUGCAGUUUUGGGUAUUUUUUUAAUGAUCAAAUUAUUUUAAAGUCUACGCCAGUAUUAAAUAAAUUAUUACUAGGGACAAGAUUUUUGCCAUAAUUUCGAAAUGAAUUGUUCAAAUGUUUAAUAUUACGGGGAAAAUAUUGGUUUUAUAAAAAAACAUUUCAAACAAAAGUUGUAGGAAAUAUAUUUUUAUAAAAGAAAUGUCUCUUAUGAUUUUUUUAUACGACCGAUAUUUUCACCGUAAUUCCAAAAUUGAGACUCAUAAUGAAUUAUUCAAAUUUUUGUUAAUUAUGAAAAUCUUAAUUUUGCAAUUACGGUGAAAAUAUUGGUCGUUUUAAAAAAUCAUAAGAGACAUUUUCUCUAGAAAAUAAAAUUUCCUACAACUUUUAUUUAAAAAAUUUUUUUAUACGGCCAAUAUUUCCACUGCAAUUCCAAAAUUUGACACCAUUACUUAUUAAUUGUUAUUCUUAAUUAAAGCAAAAAUCCUGGUCCUAAUCAUUACACUAGUAAUUUUUUAUUUUAAAAUCAUAUAUUAAAUUAAAUGUCAUAUGUUAUAUAUAUUUUUAUAUGUAAUUUUCUAAAUUAGGUUUUUUAUAUUUUU